Messenger RNA from Mesocricetus auratus (golden hamster), 1585 nucleotides. RefSeq names its product CD247 molecule (gene Cd247). The record is from RefSeq and is a predicted model, not a curated record. The transcript has 9 exons. Bases 165 to 659 code for a protein of 164 amino acids. Gene Ontology annotation, cellular component: membrane. Gene Ontology annotation, molecular function: transmembrane signaling receptor activity. Gene Ontology annotation, biological process: cell surface receptor signaling pathway. Lineage: Eukaryota; Metazoa; Chordata; Mammalia; Rodentia; Cricetidae.
GGUCAAAAACUGUGGAACUGUGACCUGAGUAAACCCUUUCCUCCCCAACUUGCUUUAUGGCCAUGGUGUUGGGUCACAGCAUUAGAAACCCUGGCUAUGACGGUUAUCAAAGGCAAUAUUUAACAGGCACAGCCACCUCUGGGCACCAUCCCGGGAAGUAGAAGAUGAAGUGGAAAGCGUCUAUUCUGGCUGGCAUCCUCCAGGUGCACUUCCCGGGAGCAGAGGCUCAGAGCUUUGGUCUGCUGGACCCCAAACUCUGCUACCUGCUAGAUGGAAUCCUCUUCAUCUACGGAGUCAUUGUCACAGCCCUGUACCUGAGAGCAAAGUUCAGUGGGAGUGUAGAUGCUACCGCCUACCAGCAGGACUCCAAUCAGCUCUACAAUGAGCUCAGUCUAGGACGAAGAGAGGAGUAUGACGUUUUGGACAAGAAGUGGGCUCGGGAUCCUGAGGUGGGAGGCAAACAGCAGAGGAGGAGGAACCCCCAGGAAGGCGUGUACAAUGCUCUGCAGAAGGACAAAAUGGCGGAGGCCUACAGUGAGAUCGGGAUGAAAGGAGAGAGGCGGAGGGGAAAAGGGCACGACGGUCUUUACCAGGGGCUCAGCACUGCCACCAAGGACACCUAUGAUGCCCUUCAUAUGCAGACCCUGCCCCCUCGCUAACAGCCAGGGGAUCUCCCACUCACAGGCCUGACCUGCUGACAUCGACUGUGAAGAAACAUUUACAUCCCAGUUUACUGAUUUCGCAGCCACCAUUUCAUGAAGAGGAUGCUUCCAGUUGUUAUAUUUGUCUUCUCCAGUCCCAAAGCACCGCAUACAGAAUGUCAUCCCUGGACUUUAAAGGAGAGCUCCCCUCACUCUUAGGCCAGCCCAGUUUCUCUGGUCUUCUGGUAGACCCUUCUCACAGCAGAGCCACGCCCUAGUGAGGUCAGGGGUGGGGGCACUGACAGCUGAGUUCAGUUUGCUUUGUAAAUCUCCAGAGAAGGCCUGGGUCUGCUUGUAUUGUUCCAUUGGCAUUGACUUGCUUUGCUCCUGCUGUAAAUUUGGCUUCUGUUGUCACCCUUCCCAGCAUCAAGCUAACCUAUAAUUAGGCCACGUUGUGAAAGGUGGAGAGGCAGGUAGGAGGGAGCCCAGGCAAGUGUCGGCCAGAGGGGGCUAAGAGAAGGCGAGCACCAUGCUUGGAACUUGCUGGCACAGUUACAGGGGUCCCCCUCCCAUUAAGCAUGUGUUCUACAUCUCCCAACCAUGCCUUACCUCAUGGAGAAUACACUCGAAUGCAAAUGAUUUGUGCACAAAUCGGCACAGGCAAGAAAACAGGGUAUGUCAUUACAAUGAACUAAGCCAAGGGGAUCAAAAAGAAAAGGGAGCAAGUCCUCCCUUCUUCCAGGAACUUGAGUGGCAAGAAGACCAAGACUACCCAGGUCUGCAGUGCUCACACAGCCGUGGCACAAUGAGAGACUGUCAGGAGGACUGCAACAUCAUCAUGGCUGUGUCCAUGGCCGGAGGACCCUCUGAUCUCAGGGGUUUUAAUUUAUAGUGGCUUGCUAAAUAAAGCCUCACCAUUUUGCAUAAUAAAUGCUUUGCUAAAA